AUGCUGCGCUUGGUCAGCCGCGCUGCGCGCUGCUGGGGGGCAAAGCGGGCACCCCCGGGGCCGGAGCGGGCACCCUGGGGGGCACAGCCCCCCGCGGCCGUGCAGAGGGCAUGCCUCUCCAGUGCUGCGGGGACGGGCACCUGGCCCAAGGACGUGGGUAUCCUGGCCAUGGAGGUUUACUUCCCUGCCCAGUACGUGGAGCAGGAGGAGCUGGAGAAGUACGAUGGUGUCGAGGCUGGCAAGUACACGCGGGGCUUGGGCCAACAGCAGAUGGGUUUCUGUGCUGCCCACGAGGACAUCAACUCCCUGUGCCUGACGGUGGUGCAGCGGCUGGUGGAGCGCGGGCGCCUGUCCUGGGAUGCCAUCGGCCGCCUGGAGGUGGGCACCGAGACUGUCAUCGACAAGUCCAAGGCUGUCAAGACUGUCCUCAUGCAGCUCUUCCACGACUCGGGCAACACUGACGUGGAGGGCAUCGACACCACCAACGCCUGCUACGGGGGCACUGCCUCCCUCUUCAACGCAGCUGCCUGGGUGGAGUCCAGCGCCUGGGAUGGUCGCUACGCCGUGGUGGUGUGCGGGGACAUCGCCGUCUACGCCACGGGGAACGCGCGGCCCACAGGAGGUGCCGGUGCCAUCGCCAUGCUGGUGGGACCCAACGCCCCGCUGGUGCUGGAGAGAGGCCUGCGGGGAACCCACAUGGAGCAUGCUUAUGACUUCUACAAGCCAGACCUGUCCUCAGAGUACCCAGUGGUGGAUGGGCAGCUCUCCAUCCAGUGCUACCUGCGUGCUCUAGACCGCUGCUACGCCGUGUACCGACGGAAGGCAGAGAGCCAGCAGCAGCAGGCCGGUAUCCAGCGGCCCUUCACCCUCGACGACUUCAAGUACAUCAUCUUCCACACGCCCUUCUGCAAGCUGGUGCAGAAGUCAGUGGGACGGCUGCUGCUGAAUGACUUCUUGGCCUCCCCCAACCCUGACACAGCCUCUGGCCUCUACAAGGGGCUGCAGUCCUUCCGUGGCUUGAAGCUGGAGGACACCUACACCAGCAAGGAUGUGGAGAAAGCAUUCCAGGUGGCCAGCCAGGAGAUCUUCAACCAGAAGACCAAGCCCUCCCUGCUCCUCUCCUCCCGCAAUGGCAACAUGUACACGCCAUCCAUGUACGGCUGUCUGGCCUCCCUCCUGGCACAGUAAGUCCCCCAAACUGGCUCAGGGUUGAGGGGAUUUAUUUUGGGGAAGGCAGUCCUUCGCCCAGCUGGCCCAGGGAGCAGGCUCCAGCAUUCAUCCCCCUCUACUGCCGCCCUGCCGGCUCGCCUGGAUGCCCGCAAGCGCGUGGCCCCAAAGGACUUUGCCGAGAUCAUGAAGCAGCGGGAGGAGACCCAUCACCUGGCCAACCAUGCUCCCCAUGGCUCCCAGGCGGAUCUCUUCCCUGGCACCUGGUACCUGACACGGGUAGAUGCCAAGUACCGCCGGGAAUAUGCCAGGAAGCCUAUCUAG
Chaetura pelagica (chimney swift) is the source of this 1491-nucleotide messenger RNA. RefSeq names its product 3-hydroxy-3-methylglutaryl-CoA synthase 2 (mitochondrial) (gene HMGCS2). Gene Ontology annotation, biological process: acetyl-CoA metabolic process. The record is from RefSeq and is a predicted model, not a curated record. Lineage: Eukaryota; Metazoa; Chordata; Aves; Apodiformes; Apodidae. Gene Ontology annotation, cellular component: mitochondrion. Gene Ontology annotation, molecular function: hydroxymethylglutaryl-CoA synthase activity.